Messenger RNA from Homarus americanus (American lobster), 2917 nucleotides. RefSeq lists its product as uncharacterized. NCBI's taxonomy places the organism in Eukaryota, Metazoa, Arthropoda, Malacostraca, Decapoda, Nephropidae. Gene Ontology annotation, molecular function: extracellular ligand-gated monoatomic ion channel activity; transmembrane signaling receptor activity; chloride channel activity. Gene Ontology annotation, cellular component: neuron projection; synapse; membrane. The coding region runs from base 26 to 1915 and encodes 629 amino acids. The record is from RefSeq and is a predicted model, not a curated record. The transcript is spliced from 2 exons. Gene Ontology annotation, biological process: regulation of membrane potential; nervous system process; chemical synaptic transmission.
AGCGGUGUCAGUGGUGGCAGGCGUCAUGGACGAGCAAGAUGCACACCUUGUUACCUGUGAUGCCGUGGUGUAUGCCAGCCUUGCGGCCUCCACCUUAGACAAUACCUGGUACGAGGAUGGCGAGACCUGGCGGACUGAAUUCAAACGUGAAGAACUAUGCUCCAAGUCCACACAUAAUUUUUGGUUGAAACAGUCUUGCGAUUACUUAGAAUGUAAUAAAGUAUGCACAGGAUUUGGAGGACAUCUGCUCACAGUACCAUCACAUCUGGAGAACCUAACAACCAGUGUGCCCCUGAUGUGUCCCACAGAUGAAACACAAGUGUCAUGGACGAGUCACGACUACCAGGAAGAUGGGCCAUUAACUGCUAAGUGUCCAACUUUACUCCUCAAUGGGACGUCUGCAUUUCGGUUUUGUCUGAGCGAGCUUGAGUGCAGCCUGUGUCAAGCUCCAAUGUGGCUCCGCUUUAUGCUCUACGGUGACAUUCGAGGUUUUGACAGAGCCUUCUUCUUGAAAAGUCAACCAGGUGGAAAUAUUUACUUCGAGGGAUUGACCACUUCUAUAAUAUCCAUAAGAGGAAGUUCAUGGGUGUUGAGUUCUCGUAUACACCAUCGAUUUUGGCAGCUGGGCCACAGCUCCUGGCCCAUCGGGAGACGUGUUUGGCGCUCUGGCACUACAAAUACAACCCUGACGCUUACAUCAUGCACUGUACUCCAGUUCUCCUCUGAUGAUGGACACUGUAUUUCCCGGGAGAAACGAUGUAACAGCCUCGUUGACUUUCCUGACCGAAGUGAUGAGCUAGGGUGCCUAGACCGGGUGGUGCAGAAAAAUAAUUCAUAUGAACACCUUGUACCACCGACUCAUAACAAUGAAAAUGAAACUGAUGUAUAUUACUGGUUCAAUGUGAAGAAUAUUAGGGAGAUAACUACCACAAAUGCUAUAGCAAACAUUGAUAUGUCUGUCAUUCUUUACUGGAGUGAUCCCCGGCUCGUCAUGUGGGACGCUGGCAAUAAAGGGAUCAGUUUCUUUAUCUGUGAUGAUAUAUGGCAUCCAAAAUUAGGGAUCCGUGCUGGGUAUGAAAAUAAGGGCCAAGAAGUUAACUAUGAAGUGUACACGUCAGAAUGUGCUGUGAUUCACUCACUCAGCCACCAUCAGUACGAUAUGGAUGAUCCUUAUAUGGGAAGGUUCGUGUAUGGUGAGGAGAGGAACCUAACUAAGUUGAUGCAGCUUCUCCUAGCACUUCCCUGCAACUUUGAACUCCACCGCUACCCAUUUGGACAACAUCAAUGCAAUGCCACGUUUUACUUGAAAAUUUUUGAGGGAGAUAAGGAGUUGAAAACAAUUUUGGAAUCUGGCGAAAUAAAUUACUCAGGAAAAAAAAACCUCUUGGAUUACAAGUUGCUGAAAGUAACAUUUGAAAACACAAGUUCCUUUGCUACCCUGACACUACACUUACAGAGCCAGUGUGACUAUCACAUGUUGACUAGCUUUGCCCCCAGCGCUCUAAUGUUCAUUAUCUCCUACUCCAGUCUCUUUUUCCCUAUGGCCUUCUUCAGCGAUAGGAUCAUGGUGUCGCUCACGGCUCUGCUGGUGUUGGCUGCGCUCUUUGCCCAAGCUUCCGACUCCUACGUCAAGACGCCCUACUACAAGCUCAUCGAUGUCUGGUACGCAACCAUGAUUUGCCUCUGCUUCACUGUGGUCAUGACCAACGUGGUAACGAAUUGCCUCCAACACAUGCCCCAGGAAUUCACUUACUCGCUCGUGUCCACAAGGGAUGGUGAUGGCACAAAGCGAGGCACACCAGCCAACUCACCACGGAGGGCAGUAUAUUUUAACACUGUCAGUAAAGUGCUUCACAUUGCUCUUUUUACCUCACUGGUCACUGUCUUCAUUAUGUUUGCAACAGAUGUGAUCUAACUGAAAACUGCUUUUGUUAUGGCCAAGGUUGUGUUCAUCAGUAAAACAUGAUGCAGGUCAAAAAGUUCAGUACAGUAAUGUACCAUACAGGCUGAGGAACAAACUCAAAAUUUUAAAAUCUUAAUCAUUGUUUCCUGUGAUAAUCACAGAAGUAAACAACACAUUGCUUUCAUUGCUGGAUGAAACUCGGACUUAUAUACAGUACAAAACAUUUCUAAACAGUAUAUUGUAGUGUGUCUGAUAAGAUUUACUUAAGCUUUCCUUUACACGUCACAACUUACAUGUUAAGAGUGUAUUACGGGUACCAUAACCAAGUAAGAAUCCUUUUGUCCAUGAUAAUAUUUUAUGUUGACAUUGAUACUUUUUCUUGACUAAGAAAAUAAAUAUUGCAGUAGUAUUUAUCUCCAUGCAGCUACUGGAAGACAACUUUUGGGACUGCUGUUUGAAGGAAGAAAAAUUAUUAAUGUAUACAAAGAUAGAUAAAAGUAUAAUGGCAUGAUUUUAUAAUAGCUGCUCCAUCUUAGUCAUAGUUACUUUCAUACAUUUCCAGUUAUGCAGAACGCUGCUGUCUUUUAGUGAUAUGUACUGUACGUACAGGUAACCACGUGGCCUUAGCAACACUGGAAAACUGAACAUUGGGGAUUUGUCCCUGGACUGUGUUGAUGAGUGCUAGAGGUGGUGCUGAAGCCAGUUCAGUCACAGGAGUCAGAAGUGGCUGGAGGAAGUUUAGGGAGAUACUGUCUAUUGACAGGAGGAGAAAUUUUCUUUUGAGAGAAAGGAAAGAUGUACGCAAUUUCCGUGAGAAAUGUGAUAUAGUAAGGCACUAAAACAUGGCAGUUAUAGACGAUGACAUUCACAGGCUUGAGCAAGCUGAACUGAGAAUGGUGAGGUGGAUGUACAAUGUGAAACUGAAAGAUGGGAAAUCCUAUUCAGAAUUAAGAGGGCGGCUGGGUUUAGAAACUACAGUAAUAGUGAAGGUUUGCGUAGAAGCAGGCCGAGAUG